Culicoides brevitarsis is the source of this 2583-nucleotide messenger RNA. It is a transcript of the gene GlnRS, whose product is annotated as probable glutamine--tRNA ligase. The record is from RefSeq and is a predicted model, not a curated record. Gene Ontology annotation, biological process: translation; glutaminyl-tRNA aminoacylation. NCBI's taxonomy places the organism in Eukaryota, Metazoa, Arthropoda, Insecta, Diptera, Ceratopogonidae. Gene Ontology annotation, cellular component: cytosol; aminoacyl-tRNA synthetase multienzyme complex; cytoplasm. Gene Ontology annotation, molecular function: ATP binding; glutamine-tRNA ligase activity.
GAUUGCCACAUUGGAUCGUCAGACGAUUGGAUUUUCAUCAAUUUUCCGCAGUUUUUCCUUUAUUAUCGUCUGAUUUUACCUGAAAAUCUGAUAAAUUUGCACUUCCCAUCACCGCGUCGAUAGAAAGUGCUGAAGAUGUCAGAGGAGCAAGUGAAACGUUUCAUGAGCAUCGGUUUAACGGAGCAAAAAGCCAAGGAAACGUUGAAAAAUGCUGCUGUUACGAAGAACUUAAAUGCCGCCUUGGAUGCCGUUGCUGGAGCCUCGUUGCCCGAAGGAGCUGGAACCCUUUUAUAUAACUUGUCGGCAAAAAUUAAGCCACAAAUCGCCGAGCACUUGCCGUUCGUGGCGAAAAACAUUGUCGCGAAGAAACUCGAUACGCAACAAAGACUCGAUGCGGCCUUGGAAUACUUGCUUGCUCGCACGGCGCAUCAAGGUGCCAUCAAUGUCGCGGAAUUCGAGAAGGCGUGCGGUGUCGGGAUUGUCGUUACGCCCGAGGAAAUCGACAAAGCAGUCGAAGCAGAGAUCAAAAAGAACAAAGAUGAGUUGCUGAAGCAACGUUACCGCUUCAAUGUUGGUCGAAUUUUAACGGAAGUUCGUUCAAAACUGCAAUGGGCUGAUGGAAAAGCGAUCAAAAGUGAAGUUGAUGUGCAGAUUUUUGAUUUGUUGGGACCCAAAACGGAAGCUGACAUGGCUCCGCCACCAAAACAAGAGAAAAAACCGAAGGAAAAACCAGCUGCCACAGAAACGAAGAAAACUGAAGAGAGUGAUGGCGCAAAUUCGAUCGGGGAGUUGAUGAAGCACAAAGUACACUUCCACAAACCCGGAGAAAACUUCAAAACAGACGGAUAUGUCGUCACUCCCAACACAGAAAGACUGUUAAAGGAACAUUUGAAGCAAACGGGCGGCAAAGUUCGUACCCGAUUCCCUCCCGAGCCCAACGGAAUCUUGCAUAUCGGUCACGCAAAAGCAAUUAACAUCAAUUUUGGGUAUGCCGCUGCCUUUGAUGGCGUUUGUUUCUUGCGUUAUGACGACACAAACCCCGAAAAGGAAGAGGAAAAGUUCUUCAUUGGCAUCAAAGACAUGGUCGAAUGGCUCGGAUACAAACCCUACAAAAUCACGUACUCUUCGGACAACUUCCAGCAACUUUAUGAAUGGGCCAUCGUCUUGAUCAAAAAGGGACUUGCUUAUGUGUGUCAUCAAACGGCCGACGAAAUGAAGGGAUUUAACCCAGUACCAUCGCCGUGGCGUGAUCGUCCCAUCGAAGAAAGUUUAAUCCUGUUUAACGACAUGAAAAACGGCAAAAUCGACGAAGGCAAGGCUACACUUCGUAUGAAAGUCACGUUGGAAGAGGGAAAAAUGGAUCCCGUUGCUUAUCGCAUCAAAUUUAUUCCGCAUCAUCGUACGGGAGACAAAUGGUGCAUUUACCCAACGUACGAUUACACGCAUUGCCUGUGCGACAGCAUCGAAAACAUCACGCACUCCCUUUGCACGAAGGAGUUCCAGUCGCGACGCAGUUCCUACUAUUGGUUGUGCAACGCCCUCGACAUUUACUGCCCAGUUCAAUGGGAAUAUGGACGUUUAAAUGUCAGUUAUACCGUCGUUUCCAAACGAAAAAUCGCAAAACUCAUCUCGGAAAAGAUCGUUCGUGACUGGGACGAUCCAAGACUUUUCACGUUGACGGCUUUGCGUCGUCGGGGCUUCCCAGCUGAAGCAAUUAACAACUUUUGCGCACUUGUUGGUGUCACAGGCGCUCAAGCUACCGUCGAUCCAUCCAUGUUGGAGGCUUCCGUGCGUGAUGUACUUAAUGUCACGGCUCCACGUCGUUUGGUGGUUUUGGAACCUCUGAAAGUCACCAUCAAAAAUUUCCCACAAGAGCACGGAAUCGACCUAGAAGUGCCCAAUUUCCCCACAAAUCCUGAAAAAGGCAGUCACAAGAUCCACUUUGAUCGCGUUUGUUACAUCGAGCAAAGUGACUUCAAGGAGGAACCAGAAAAGGGAUAUCGGCGGUUGUCAUUGUCGCAAAAUGUCGGUUUGCGUCAUACGAAUUACGUCAUUAAAGUGGAGGAUGUCUUGAAAGAUGCCACUGGAAAAGUUCAGGAGCUCAUUUGUUCGUGCGAAAAGGCUGAUGCCAAUAACAAACCGAAAGCUUUCAUCCAAUGGGCUUCCAAACCGUUAGAAAUUGAAGUUCGUUUGUACGAACACUUGUUUAAUCACAAAAAUCCCGAGGAUACGAAUGAAGUCCCGAAUGGAUUUUUGAGUGAUUGCAACCCGAAUUCGUUGACAACGUUGAAAGCGUACACCGAUCAAAGUCUCUCUGUUGCCAAGGUCUACGAUAAAUUCCAAUUUGAGCGAAUUGGAUUCUUUUCCGUUGAUCCGGACACAAAACCAGGCAACUUGGUGUUCAAUCGUACUGUUACUCUGAAAGAGGAUGCUGGAAAAGUUUAAAACUUUUUGCAAAUAAAAUGCCUUAAUUUUUUUGAAUAAAUCUCUGAAUAAAAAAAAGUUGUAAAAAAUUAAAAUUGAGUAGUUUUUUGAGGCCUUUUACAAAAAUAAAAAAAAAUUUAGGUUGCUUUUAAAUUGAAG